Molecule: messenger RNA, 4272 nt
Organism: Thermochaetoides thermophila DSM 1495
Lineage: Eukaryota; Fungi; Ascomycota; Sordariomycetes; Sordariales; Chaetomiaceae
Product: suppressor protein spt23-like protein
Exons: 3
Coding region: 1-4272 (1423 amino acids)
Biological process (GO): regulation of transcription by RNA polymerase II
Cellular component (GO): nucleus
Molecular function (GO): double-stranded DNA binding; transcription coregulator activity; protein binding
Source: RefSeq, a predicted model, not a curated record
AUGCCCGACCCGGACUUCGAAUCCCAAUUCGACCUCGAGUUCAACGCCGGCAUGCUUGCCGGGCAUCAUCACACGAACGAGUUCAUUUUCGAUUCUGAUGAGGGCAGCCCGCUUCCUAAUCGCCCCGCAAGCCCCGGCCUCGACUGCGGCCAGGUCAUGAAUGGCACACCCGAGGACUACGGCUCACCGUCAGAGGCCCUUGGCCUGACAAGCAACACUAGCUCGCCGCACGAUUCCAUGUUUGACUCAGAAUCAUCCAAGAGGACGUCUAGCACAGCGUCCACGAAGUAUACUUUUGGCGAUAUGUCGAUGGACGACAACGGCUCAAACAAUAUGAAGCUCGACUGGAACCUUACCGAUGACGAUUUCGCAGCCAUGAUGCAGCCCAGCUUUAAUAUGCAGGCCUCGUCCUCCGCACCCGCCCAGCAAGAUGUGCGCAGUCCAACUGACAGUCCUAGUCCCUUCACCUUCAGCCCAGAUGCGACAAAUAUGCAAGACGCUGCUACAAUAUCCAAAGCAUCACCUCAGAGUGACGCUGGGCUCUCCUUUCAGACUGCUUGCGAGGAUGGUGUUGGGGCAUUUACCUUUCGGUCGCCUGGACCAAGCAUGCCGUCGGAUGUCUCGACUGCUCCAGGCGCAUCAUCCUUCUCUCCAGCAGCUUUGUGCCUGCGUCCCUCCCAGUCAAUACAGUCCCCUCCUAAAUAUGAGUUUCGUGGCGCUCAGCAGCCAGCAGCGCCCAUUGCUCCGACGAUGGCCACCUUCCCCGGCAUGCAUAUUUUUUCCGCUGGUCCCGUGUCCUCCAGCCAUUCCUUCUAUCAGGACGCGAUGAGGAUACCUAUCGGGCGUUCAUACGAACAUGACCAAUAUGGGCCAGGGCCGUAUCGGCUGGAGGUCGAUGCCAAUAACUCCAAAUCUCGUGUUGAGACCCAGAUCCAGAUCCGGCUCCGGCUGUCGCAUCUCCCUCCCGGUGUUACAAAACUUCACCUUCCCAAGCACACAAUCAGUAAGACCAAGUUAUGGGCGAAGCCUCCGGCGCAGCCUUCGCCGGACAUGCUUGAGCUGCAUACUGUCUUGGUUUGCACCAGCGCGAUGCAGGUUCAGAAGCAGAAGGAGGCGGCUUUGCAACGUGCCAAGGCUGCCGCGCGUCUAGUCAGGGCCCCUCCUCCCCCUCCCAACGGCGAAGAGGAGGAGCUAAAACCACAGGACGGAGGGGAAGUCAAGAUUUGCGAGCAGUGCAUUGGCCGAGAGCGCAAGAGGGCUGGUCGCAAAAAGCUCAAGAACCCUGAGGACGAGUUGGCAUGGAUUAGCGAUGAGCAUCGCCGGGUUAUUGUCUUUAAUACUCAUGAGGUCAAAGACUGGGUUUUGCAAAACCCCCCUGAGUGUGGCUCACGGCCCUUCUUCCAGGUCGAAGCUCCUAUGAGGAUAGCUUGCUACUGCCGACAUCAUGCUGAGAAGUUGGGAUUCCGUAUCAUCUUUACUCUGACCGACCACCGCGGCGAGAUCAUUGCCCAGACCCUAUCCCCGUCUAUCAUGAUCACCGAUGAUCACAAGAACACCAGUCCCAAGCCCCAACCAGGCUCGCGCAUCCGGAAAUUAAGUCCAACAAGGGAUGAGAUUCCAACGCAAGGUGUCAACGGACUGACCCCUUCGUUAGAGUCCUCUCCUAGCCUUGAUCUGCAGGCUGCGAGGCGAAGUUCAGCAGGUGUGCCGCCGAUGUCCACGACGUCGUUGGAAACACCCCAGCAACAGCCUGUGUUGGCAGCCGCAGCUCAAGCAGCUAGACCUAUAUCGCGCCCUCCUUCACCCUCCCUAGCAGGCGGGCCGGCUAAGAGGAGGAAAGCAAAUAAGUCAGUCAAGAUACCGGGCGACGUGACUAUGACACGUCUCGACACUGCUGUACCAUCAGGUCAUCGUCUCCAUCCGUCGAUUUCCAGCACUGGGCCGCUGACACCAGCAACCUCGCCGUUUCCUCCAACGCCACCGGCUACAUUACCGCAGACUUCCGACAUGUCGCUCUUCGGUUCUACUGCCGCCCCCACGGAGACCAUGCCAAACCCGUUUGGGAGCGCUUCGCAGACACCCGGGACUGGUAACAGCCAGUUGCUUCUGCCCAACUUGAGCAGGUCCUCCAGCUUCGCAAACAUGAACAUACCCAUGUUCGGUGCCCCUGGACCAGCCCGUCCCAAUCCUGUUUCAAGCCCCAACGCCACGAGGCCUGUGCAGGCUACUGCUGGUGCUGCUCCUCCUGCGCCCAUUAUCGGUCAGCCACGACCACAGCCUCAGGCCCAACCGGUGAUUUUCAAGGUCAUUCCGGGAGAGGGCCCCAUUGCUGGCGGCAUAGAAGUCACCCUCAUGGGACAGGGUUUCUACAACGGCAUGCACGUCAUGUUUGGCGAUAGGCAGGCUCCUGCGACGACUUUUUGGUCAUCGGAAUCGCUGGUGUGCCUCCUGCCGCCUGCUGCCCAAGCCGGCAUGGUUCCUGUUACUCUCAAGGAACAAAACCCCCAGAUGCAAAAUGUGGCAACUCAAUGGUUCAGAUAUGUGGAUGAUACAGAGCAACAGUUGUUGCGCACAGCUUUGAUGAUUCUCGGCAACAAGAUGACGGGCGGAUACGAGAAUGUUGCUGAUUUUGCUCGUCGAAUCAUCAAGGAGUCUGGAAUGAGUUUGCCAACCGGCACAACGGAGAUGGGUGCUGAAGGGACGACUACUCGGGCCAUUGAUAGCUUUGAAAAUCACCUGCUCAAGGUGUUGGAGCUCAUGGAUAUCACCAAUACGGCCCGGAAGCCGCGACUUAAUCUCAGGAGGUCAACCGGGCAUACCAUGUUGCAUUUGGCCUGUAUUCUUGGACUUCACCGCUUCGUGGCUGGUUUGCUAGCUCGCGGAGCAAAUCCUGAUUUGCGAGACAAGGGCGGCUACACAGCUUUGCAUUUGGCGGCGCUCCACGAUCGUCCUGAGAUUGUGCGGAUCCUGAUCAAUCACGGGGCAGACACGACUUUGCGGACGUUAUCUGGUCUGACGGCAGCAGAUGUUGCCAGGUCAAGGGAAUGCUUGCGGCUUAUUCUCCGGUUCGAGCAGCAUAAACGGACUCAGAGCGGUAGCGUGCCGCACAGCAGAAUUGGCAGCGUCACGAGCCUGAGAUCUCUCCGGCAAGAAGCCAUGGAGUCGUCCGAAUCCGAAGCUUCUCCCAGCACAUCGAGCGAUGAACCCAAGUCCGAGGACGACGGCAUUGUCUUCUCCGAUGACUCCUCUUCCGAACUCGCCACAGGUCGUGCUGUCAGUGACGAAUCUGGACUUCGCAUGCGGCGUGGACGAAGCAACGUGAACACUCCACGCGAGAAGAGCCCAGCAGCCCGUCCUCGGCGACGCGGCACCGAAGGUGCUUUUGGCCUUCCUGCUGCGGCCAUGAACCUCAUCAAGGAACAGGUAGCCGUCCACUUCCAACAGCUGCAGCAGAUGAUGGUGCCAGGUCUGCAGUACUUGCCGCAGUUCCCUCAACUUCCCCAGUUCUCUCAAUUUUCAUACCUGCCGCAGAUGCCAAACAUGCCUCCUUUGCCGGAAUAUCAGGCCGCUGUUCUCCAACGCCUAGCCGCUAUGAUCGGUGCCGCCCGUCCUGGGCCCGAUCAGCCCGGAGAGCCCACGACCAAGAGUCGGGAAGCCUCAUGGGGCUCGUCCGCUGAUGCCGAUGUUCAGACGCCGCCGCCGGCCUACGAUGAAUUGUUCCCAGACCAAGCGGGCAAUAGUGCCCUUGAUACGAAGCGAGCGUCUGUGGCACAAGCAGCUGCUGAUGCCGUGGCAGAUGCGAAGUGCGCUGCGAUGUUUGAUCAGCCCGUCACAUCGGCAACGACAUCAACAACUACUGCUGCAGAUCAAAGGGCAGAGGAAGAUGACGAUGCCGAUGAUUCAGCUUCGCAGGAGCUUCCUGUUUUGCUGCACGUAGGCCGCAAGAGCGCUAUCACUCGAGAGCAACAGGUCACACUGCGACGGGCACACGCCAGAAACCGCAAGAAGCUGGCUUGGGAUCGUAAUCUAUUCUUGAUUUGGAUUCCUCUCCUCGUACUCAUGGUCUGCGUUAUGAUCUACCACGGCUUGCACGGCUUUAUGGGCACUGCGCCUGGUUGGCGCCCUCCCGUCAUCUUGCCCGACGCCCUUGUUGCAGGCAAGGAAAGUCAAGGAAACAUAGCAAAUCCGGCCCUUGAUGUUGGCACCGUUGCUGAUCUUAGGGCUCCCCAGAUGCAAGAGCAGCAUGAGGCCGUUCCCAUCCUGAACGUCUAA